This is a messenger RNA of Haliotis rubra (blacklip abalone), 3306 nucleotides long. RefSeq names its product mucin-5AC-like. Gene Ontology annotation, molecular function: cell adhesion molecule binding. Gene Ontology annotation, cellular component: cell-cell junction. Lineage: Eukaryota; Metazoa; Mollusca; Gastropoda; Lepetellida; Haliotidae. The record is from RefSeq and is a predicted model, not a curated record. The coding region runs from base 171 to 2267 and encodes 698 amino acids. Gene Ontology annotation, biological process: cell-cell adhesion. The transcript is spliced from 15 exons.
AUACAUUUGUAGCUUUUCGAAAUCUAAUACGCUCAUAAUGAAAGGAAAGUCGGGACAUUUACAGUUGUCUAUUCAUCCAACUACCUAUGCACCCUAGUCUACCACUGAGCCACCCGGGGUCAGCUGGUAUUGUCAGACACCGCCUAUGCAGGUAGGCUGCAAGCUAUGAAAUGAGUCUACGUGUGUUUCUGGAGUUAAUUCCAUUGCUUGUUCUGCUGGAUACUACUCACAUACGUCCUUGUGGGUCAGCUCCAGUUCUUGCCACCAACAGACGUGUUCCUGUGGAGGGUGUCAGUUUCAGCAUCACCUGUACACUAGAUGCAGCUAUCAUUGGAUCUGCUGUCUUCUACAAGGGUCCUACUUCUAACCAGGGAGCCUGCCUAUCAUCAGGCAGGUGUGGGACAUCUGUGUCAGGAUACAAUGUGAGUCUGGACAGUACAUCGAGGAUCCUGACUUUAGACAUCGCAUCAGCAGAUUCCACCAGAGACAGUGGGACAUGGACAUGUAGUGAUGGUGCUGCAUUAUCCAACAACAUCACACUGUCACAGUUUGCAGUUGUCCUGGACUGGAACUCUGUGACCUUCUCUCCAGAACUGACAUCUCUCCCGUCCUCAGUGACACCACAGAAUAACAUCUCCGUCACUGUGACCACUCCGUGUACUACCCCUGCCGCCGCCAUCACAUGGAGAUACCAGCAGGAUGAAACAGUUUUAGCCGUACAUAGGACUGGUGUGAGUGGCGUCCCUCCUAGCAGUACAUCUUCCACCCAGGGAUCAUGUCCAUCAGGUCAGGUCCAGACAACCAACACCCUGUCUCUACCAGGGAACACAGUCAGUCUCUACAACAGGCAGGUGUCUCUCACUGUCAGUGUGGAACAUGACUCCUUUGAUCCUCCCACGUACACCAAAUCUGUCACUUCAAACACCAUACAGUUCCCUGUCCGGGUCAGCUCUGUGACACUCACAAACAUCAAGUCUGAUAAUGAGAAGAUUGGACAGGAGGUGGGUCAAACUCUAACCUUGACCUGCGUGACCUCAGCCAGUUUCCCCACUUCUACUGUCACCUGGGUGGCCUUGCCAUCAGGAACGACACCUACAGUCACCACAGAGACGACAUCUGGUGUCCUGAUGAAGACAACAAGCUCCGUCACAUUCACUGUCAGUAGGGGUGACCAGGGGAGGAGCAUUCGUUGUCAGGCUGAAAACAUCAACGGUCAGACAUCCCCGCAGUCUAACAGAGCCACACUGGAAGUUUGGUUUGGACCAGAGCACGUUGAUGUAACAAUGCCAGAAAACAAUGUAACUUUAGAGAACAUAAAUAUGACCUUGACCUGUGGUACCACCGGUUACCCCAACCUGAUCUUCACCUGGGACUACAGUGAUGGAACACCAGUAGGUGGCAGCACAGGACCUGUAGCAGAAUCUUCUACUUGGUGGUCCCAGACUCUCAUCUUCAGGCCAAACAAAGGCAAGACAAGUGUGAGGUGUCACGUCAGAAACACCAUAACAUCCACAACUAAGACUGGUUCUGUGUCACUGGAUGUCAAAUAUCACCCACGUGACCCUCCCUCCAUCACACAGUUUCCGGCUCUGAUGUUUGAAGGAGACCCACAGACAAUCAGCUGCUCUGUGACAGGAGGAAAUCCUCUAGCUACGAUCACAUGGUCCUGUCCUGGCACUGGAUCAGCAUCGGUCAGUGACAGUGGUCAGACCAGGACAUCUACUCUCUCCUUUACUGUCAGCAGGAGUCAACAUGGUCAACAGUGUCAGUGUCUGGGGGCGUGGCGGUAUGGAGGAUACAACUACACUGAUGUCAGGACAUUCAACGUCAGCUGUCCAAUAAACCCACAACCACUCAAAGCCGACUGUAACAUGACAGGUGUAAUAGCAGGAACCGCAAUAGGAACCCUAAUUCUCACCUUACUGAUUGGAGCUCUAGUUCUGGCUGUCCUCUAUAGGAAGGGGUUCAGGUUUGGAAACGUCAUGACAGAAAAUGCUUCCCCGAAAAGCACUAGAAAUCCUGAAUUGGAAGAAAAUGAAAACAUAGGAUACUCCUCCCUAGAUCAAAUUGACAGUCCAGCACAGUCCUCUAGCAUGAGUAGAGAUGGUUCGGAAAGACAACAUUACACACAGUUGAAGAUUUACGAGAAUACAAACGUCGAGGCCAAACGAGAGACAAGUACCUACGAAGACAUAACAGAGACGCCUCCUGCACCAAACGAGUCAAUCAGCGCCUCUCCAUACCAGAACAGCGGCGCUCAACCUUGAGAUCCUGACUACGGGAAUACGUAAAGCAAACAAGACAUGAGAUGACAUCACUGGACAGUAAUACAAAGGGAAUGAACUGAUAAUCUGUGUACAUUUCAUAUGGUUUAUUUUGUCAACAUAUGACUGUUACCUUAUUACAUAUGUAUAUGAUAUUAUAUUAUUUGUACUAUGUACACACAUGAUUCAACAAACGUUUACGCACAUAUAUAUUUUUAAGAUUGGAUAAUUGUGUAUUUAUCUGUGUUCGUAUGCAUAAUAGAUGACUAUAUGUAACGAGAUGUAACUGUGUAUAUUUUAAAUGCAGUAUGUGUAUACCGCGUAAAAUAAGAAAUGUCUCGUUACACUUUAGUUUGAUGACAUCAGACAAUGAUUUCAGUGAUUUACGCGUGUUUAAGAUUAACAGACUUAACAUACCAGAAAAAGGAACAAAAUGCAAUUAUGUUAUGAUGAAAGUUUGGCGUAAUGUUCUUGAUUGAUUGUACUGAUUGUUGUAAUAAUCACUGAUCCUUUUACAACAAAUAAGAUAUAGAACUCGAACCCAAACCCAAUGUUUCUCUUUCUAAAGCUAUUGAUAAGUAAAGUAUUUUCUGUGAAAUCAAAAAGUCUUUUAACAUCAUAAAACAUUUCCCCGUGUGACCAAAUUCAUAUUUAAAUCAUUUAGUUUCAUAUAUCGCUUAAGGAAGGUUAUCCGAUAUUUUGGCACCAUCAUUGAUGAAAAGCUCAGUUUUACAGCGAACACAGACAAAAUCUAAAAAAUGCUAACAAAGACUCUUCACGGAAAUUAAACUCUUUUAAUGUCAAUUAUACUUCCAAACGCCACUUUUUAGAAACUCAUUUCUUCCAUGCUUUUAUAUAUCACAGCAUCUAAUGUACAACAAAUUCCCAUUCGGGAAAAUAAAGUAUUAUUGUCGUUAUUAUUAAAACAAUUCAAACAAGACUCUUAUUUAACUUGUUUGGUGACUUCACGUAAGAAAAAUAAAGAUUCACUCCAAAUAACUUAUGUUUACUUCAUGACCGUAAAAAAAUAUGGUCGGUUUUA